Calidris pugnax (ruff) is the source of this 803-nucleotide messenger RNA. RefSeq names its product ATPase, H+ transporting, lysosomal 13kDa, V1 subunit G3 (gene ATP6V1G3). NCBI's taxonomy places the organism in Eukaryota, Metazoa, Chordata, Aves, Charadriiformes, Scolopacidae. Bases 172 to 528 code for a protein of 118 amino acids. The record is from RefSeq and is a predicted model, not a curated record. Gene Ontology annotation, biological process: proton transmembrane transport. Gene Ontology annotation, cellular component: vacuolar proton-transporting V-type ATPase complex. Gene Ontology annotation, molecular function: proton-transporting ATPase activity, rotational mechanism. The transcript is spliced from 3 exons.
GCAGGCCUUUUUGCCCAGCAGCAAUCCAGGCAGAGCUGGCUGGUUUGGUGCAAUCUGGAAGGCUGUUGUAAUAACAGACAGAACAAAAAGCACAAGGAAGAACCUAACGGCCAUAUAAAAGUCCCUCUGAGCUCCGGUCCCCGCAGAAGUGCACCAGCCUCAGCAAUCAGCAUGACCAGCCAGUCUCAGGGAAUCCAGCAGCUUCUGCAGGCAGAAAAACGUGCCAAGGACAAACUGGAGGAAGCCAAAAAAAGAAAGGGAAAGAGGCUGAGGCAGGCCAAAGAAGAAGCCAUAGCCGAGAUAGACCACUACCGGUUACAGAGGGAGAAGGAAUUUAGGAACAAGCAAACAAAUGUAAUGGGCUCCCAAGGUAACCUCUCUGCUAAAAUAGAAGAGCAAACAAAGGAAACCGUCCGAAACCUCACUAGCAGCUACCACAAGAACAUGGAGAGCAUGAUGAAAAAGCUUUUGAGCACGAUAUGUGACAUCAACCCUGAGGUUCACCCAAACUUCAGACAUGCAGCUUAAGAUCUAUUGAUGUGCUGGGGAAGAAUGUUUGUAAAAAGCAGCCUUCUUUCUUGAUAAGCAUAAAUAUUUCCUCAUUUAUUGUUUCUGUAUGUGUGAGUAAAAAGAACACUAAAGCCAAAAGCACACAGUUCCACUUAGACUUUUGAUGUGACAAGAAUUAUACAGGGUUUCACAAGCAUUUGUUGGAAUAUUGUUUCCUGUUGGUAGCUAAGCCCCUGUCAUUUAGACGGGGGCAAGUCAACAACAGCAGAAUAAAUGAUUAUUUGACACAAGCA